Staurois parvus is the source of this 939-nucleotide messenger RNA. Lineage: Eukaryota; Metazoa; Chordata; Amphibia; Anura; Ranidae. The record is from the annotation of a GenBank genome assembly.
AUGGAUCAAACAAAUGGAACAUUAUUGGAACACUUUGUUCUUAAAGGAUUUCCUGGUAAUCAUGUACUACAGAAAAUCAUAUUUGUAGCACUGUUGGUGGCCUACCUUAUUACAAUGGCUGGAAACCUCCUAAUAAUUGUUAUCGUUUAUAGUGAUCAUCGUCUUCACUCUCCUAUGUACUUAUUCCUAGUGUGCUUGUCAUUUACUGACCUACUUAUGGUUUCCUUUGUGAUUCCUAAGUUGCUAGCAGUCCUUGUUGAAGAAAAGACUAUUUCUAAAAUGGGUUGCUUCAUACAAUCCUAUUUAUAUUACUUUAUAACCACUGCAGAUAUCCUAAUUUUAACUGUAAUGUCCAUAGAUCGUUUUGUGGCUAUCUGUUACCCCCUCAGAUAUUCCUAUAUUAUGAGGAAUAGUAUUUGUAUAAAACUAGUAAUUGGUUGCUUCAUUACUCCAUUUUUACUUCUUUUGUACCCCACAGUAACUAUACCUAAUUUUCCAUUUUGUGGCCAUGUGGUGUUGGACCAUUUCUUUUGUGACAGUGCUGCCAUGCUGAGCUUGGUCUGUGUAGACACCCGCUUGAUCAAACUAGCUACAAUUAUCAAUUCUGUAUUUAUCCUAAUUAUACCUUUAAUAAUUACAUCAAUCUCAUAUAUUUUUAUUGUAUCAACAGUUAUAAAAAUGCGAUCAACUAAGGGCCAUCAUAAAACCUUUUCUACAUGUGUUUCUCAUCUAACUAUGGUUUGUAUAGUGUUCGGUAGUGCUAUAUUCAUUGAAGUAAGGGCUUCAAAAUGCUAUUCAGUAGAAACAGACAAAACAGUUAAUUUUGUAAGCACCAUUCUGGGCCCAUUGCUUAACCCAUUUAUUUAUACAUUAAGAAACAAGAAAGUGAAAGACUGCCUCAGAGACAAAGAAAAAUGGAAGGAGUUACUAACACAUUAG